AUGGCUUCUGUUCUCGCUAUCGGAACUGGCGCUGCUGUCGCGGCCUUCCUGGGCCGAGCUGGACUUGUCGCAUGGCGCCGAUCUCGCGGCGGCGUGGGCGCGAUGGGCAAGGCUUUCUACAAGGGCGGAUUCGAGCCCAAGAUGAACAAGCGCGAGGCCUGCCUUGUCCUCUCUCUGUCGGAGUCCGGCGUCACCCGCGACAAGAUCCGCAAGCAGCACCGCACCCUGAUGCUGCUCAACCACCCCGACCGUGGCGGAAGCCCGUACCUUGCGACCAAGGUGAACGAGGCGAAGGAGUUGCUUGAGAAGACAACGUCUUGA
Messenger RNA from Colletotrichum aenigma, 321 nucleotides. RefSeq names its product Mitochondrial import inner membrane translocase subunit tim14 (gene pam18). The coding region runs from base 1 to 321 and encodes 106 amino acids. Gene Ontology annotation, cellular component: PAM complex, Tim23 associated import motor. Gene Ontology annotation, biological process: protein import into mitochondrial matrix. NCBI's taxonomy places the organism in Eukaryota, Fungi, Ascomycota, Sordariomycetes, Glomerellales, Glomerellaceae. Gene Ontology annotation, molecular function: ATPase activator activity. The record is from RefSeq and is a predicted model, not a curated record. The transcript is spliced from 3 exons.